AGGAACAGACACGUCGGCCGUCACCAUGGAAUGGGCCAUGUGCCUCCUGCUCAACCACCCUGAAGUCCUGCAUGCGGCGACGGCCGAGCUCGACGCCAAGAUCGGCCAAGGGCGCAUGGCGGAAGAAGAAGACAUCCCCAAUCUCCCCUACCUCAACUGCAUCAUCAAUGAGACCAUCCGGCUGUACCCAGCUGUGCCGCUCCUGAUGCCCCAUGAAUCUUCCCGGGAUUGCACCGUCGGUGGCUAUGAUGUGCCUCGCGGCACAAUGCUUUUGGCGAACGCGUGGGCCAUCCACAGGGACCCUAACACAUGGGACGAAUCCGAGGAGUUCAAGCCGGAGAGGUUCCAGUGCGAGGGAGGGAAGGAGGUGGCAGGGCUUAGGAUGCUUCCGUUCGGGUCCGGGCGGCGCAAGUGCCCUGGGGAAGGCCUGGCCAUGCGACUGAUCGGGCUGGCACUCGCGACCUUGAUCCACUGUUUCGAGUGGGAGAAGCUUCCGGGGGAGGAGGUGGACAUGACUGAAGGGCAGCGGUUAUCCCUGCCCAAGGAAAAGCCAUUGGAAGUCGUGUGCACGCCACGCCACACCAUGCUUCAUGCUCUUUCACAGCUUUGAGAGUUGGCAUACAGUGUGGCUAAUACGUCCGUUCCUCCCGUUAAAAAGCUGCUAUUGGGUUCGUUGUCUGAUACGUGUGCUUUUGUCGUUAUGGACGCUUUUGUUCUUGUUGGUUGGCGUCUUACCUGUGUUUGUAGCCUAAUUAAUAAUUUAC
Molecule: messenger RNA, 764 nt
Organism: Musa acuminata AAA Group (dessert banana)
Lineage: Eukaryota; Viridiplantae; Streptophyta; Magnoliopsida; Zingiberales; Musaceae
Product: (+)-piperitol/(+)-sesamin synthase CYP81Q2-like
Exons: 1
Coding region: 26-610 (194 amino acids)
Molecular function (GO): oxidoreductase activity, acting on paired donors, with incorporation or reduction of molecular oxygen; iron ion binding; monooxygenase activity
Source: RefSeq, a predicted model, not a curated record